Molecule: messenger RNA, 956 nt
Organism: Aspergillus pseudotamarii
Lineage: Eukaryota; Fungi; Ascomycota; Eurotiomycetes; Eurotiales; Aspergillaceae
Exons: 1
Coding region: 204-713 (169 amino acids)
Source: RefSeq, a predicted model, not a curated record
GGGAAUGUGACUAUCCAUCCUAAAUAGCUGACAAAUUCACUACGAGGAGAUAGCUCCGAAUGGAAUAUAAGGUACCUCUACAGCCUUCAGACCGAGAGUCCUCUCACCUCUCUACUCCAGGAUCUAUGAAACAAGAGUGCAACUGAAUAUUCUCUUGCUUGAUUUCAUAGCAAAUAACAACUGAGCGUCUAUCUUCAACGAAAAUGUUGUUCCUCCCCGUUUUAACCUUCUUCAUGAUCUUGGUCUCCACUGCCCUUAGCCAAUCCGUCGACGGCAUUUCAUCUCGCAGCAUCGGAGUCCUCCAGAUUGUCAACAGUCUAUCCGCCCCAAUUUAUGCCUGGUCAGUGGCCGAUAAAGAAAGCAGCAUGUAUACGCUUUCUGCCAAGGGUGGUACUUACGAGGAAAUAUGGCGUUUGAAUCCUAAAGGGGGCCGCAUCUCUGUCAAAGUGUCAACAAAGCCUGACCUUACAGCGAAGGAUGUCAUACAAUUCGAGUAUGAAAUGAGCGGCGAUAAGGUCUAUUGGGAUGUCUCAUGCGCUGACCUCCACCAACCCUCUGAGUUCACCAAGCGUGGCUUUUCCGUUCAGCCCUCAUCUAAUGACUGCCCCUCCAUCAGCUGCGCUGCCGGUGAUGAGCAGUGUUCUCAAGUUCAUCCUUGGUCAGAAGCAACACAUAGCUGCUCUCUCAUCACGUCCUUGACGUUCCAGCUUUAAAGCCACCGAUACCAUGUGAUGGAUUGGAGAGUGACUUCUUCUUUGUCUUUACUUUUCGCCAAAUGGCUCUGAAUACGACUAGGGUUAUAGUUGACCUAAAUCCGGAUGGAGGGACGAGACCUUGUCUCUGGAAGAUACGCGUUGAGCGACGUAUCUUGAAUGAACAGUUGCUGAAUCAAGUAUGACUUUCCAUUGGCAGUUGAGUAGGCACCUAAAUUAAGAGACCUACAUCCACAAAGAUGC